This is a messenger RNA of Populus trichocarpa (black cottonwood), 3227 nucleotides long. RefSeq names its product probable LRR receptor-like serine/threonine-protein kinase At3g47570. NCBI's taxonomy places the organism in Eukaryota, Viridiplantae, Streptophyta, Magnoliopsida, Malpighiales, Salicaceae. The transcript is spliced from 2 exons. Gene Ontology annotation, biological process: protein phosphorylation. The coding region runs from base 98 to 3175 and encodes 1025 amino acids. The record is from RefSeq and is a predicted model, not a curated record. Gene Ontology annotation, molecular function: ATP binding; protein kinase activity; protein binding.
GCAUUACAUCCAUCCUUUUCCUCUGUAUUUGUAUCAAUAGCUCAGCACUGCCAACCAAAUGUUUCUCAAUACUAAAGCUCUAAGUUUGCAUUAAAAAAUGGAGCUGCCAGGAAUGAGUUCAUGCAUAUUGUGGCUGCUUUUUUUGCAAAUAAUACAACUCCCCAUUCCUUUCUCAUUACCUACGGGAGGAAACGAGACAGAUAGACUGUCCCUGCUUGCUCUUAAGAGUCAAAUUACAAACGAUCCCUUUGGUAUGCUGAGCUCCUGGAAUGAAUCCUUGCACUUCUGCGAUUGGUCAGGAGUUAUAUGUGGAAAGAGGCAUCGGAGAGUCGUAGAGAUUGACCUACACUCUGCCCAACUGGUGGGCAGCCUAUCUCCACACAUUGGCAACUUGAGUUUUCUCAGGAUACUGAAACUGGAAAACAACAGGUUCAGCCAUAACAUCCCACAGGAACUGGGUCAUUUGUUUCGCCUACGGAUGCUGAGCCUUGAGAACAAUACAUUCGAUGGCAAAAUCCCAGUCAACAUUUCGCAUUGCUCAAACCUCUUGAUCCUCUCUUUGUCGGGCAAUAAUCUUACUGGCAAACUUCCUAUAGAACUUGGAUCGUUAUCAAAGCUGCAGGUUUUUUUUUUUCAAUUUAACUAUCUGGUUGGCGGGAUACCAUCUUCUUUUGGAAAUUUAUCAGCUAUUAUACAAAUUUUUGGGGCGGGGAAUUAUUUGCAAGGAGGAAUCCCCAAUAGCAUUGGCCAAUUGAAAAGUUUAAAAUCGUUCUCUUUUGGUCGAAAUAAUAUGACUGGUAUGAUCCCUCCCUCUAUAUACAAUCUUUCUUCUCUCAUGCGAUUUGCGGUGCCAGUGAACCAACUUCAUGGGAAUCUUCCUCCUGACUUAGGCCUAACUCUUCCAAACCUUGAAAUUCUUCUAAUGUCUUUCAACCGUUUCAGUGGGUCAAUUCCACCAACGUUCUCCAAUGCCUCGACUAUUGCUGUUAUUGAACUCUCAAACAACAAUCUCACUGGGAGAGUUCCCGAUUUAUCAAGCCUGAGUAAGCUGCGAUGGCUGAUAGUUGAUGUAAAUUAUCUUGGAAAUGGUAAUGAUGAUGACCUAAGUUUUCUCCCUCCCCUGGCAAACAAGACCAGUUUGGAAGAAUUGUCUAUAAAUGAUAACAAUUUCGGAGGGUUGCUGCCUAAAAUAAUUAGCAACUUCUCAGAAAACCUGAAGAGAAUGACAUUCGGAAGAAACCAAAUACGUGGAAGUAUUCCAAGUGGUAUAGGAAAUCUCAUUGGCCUGGAUACUUUGGGUUUGGAGAUGAAUCAGUUGACUGGUGUUAUUCCAAAUUCUAUUGGUAAAUUACAAAACUUGGGUGUACUGGCUCUUGGUGGAAACAAAAUCUCAGGGAACAUUCCAUCUUCUAUGGGCAAUAUCACUUCCUUGCUCGAAGUUUAUUUAUCUGCAAAUAACUUACAAGGUAGAAUCCCAUCAAGUCUUGGAAAUUGCCAAAAUUUGUUGAUAUUGCAUCUUGAUCAAAACAAUUUGAGUGGCUCCAUACCAAAAGAAGUAAUUAGUAUUCCAUCCUCAUCAAGAAUUUUAGUUCUAUCUGAAAACCAGUUGACAGGUUCCCUUCCCCUGGAAGUGGGUAAGUUGGCGAAUCUUGGAUAUUUCAAUCUUUCUCAUAACAGGUUAUCUGGUGAGAUCCCCAGAACACUUGGAAGCUGUGUGAGUUUGGAGUUUUUGUAUAUGGAGGGGAAUCUUUUCCAAGGGCCGAUUCCUGAGUCUUUGAGUUCCUUGAGGGCCCUUCAAAUUCUCAAUCUCUCCCACAACAACUUGAGUGGAGAGAUUCCCAAGUUUUUGGCAGAAUUGAAGUUGCUGACAAGUUUGGAUCUUUCAUUUAAUAACCUUGAAGGUGAGGUACCUGUCCAAGGAAUCUUUGCUAGGGCCAGUGGAUUUUCAAUGUUGGGAAACAAAAAACUUUGUGGAGGAAUGCCUCAGCUGAAUCUGUCCAGAUGCACAUCCAAGAAGUCAAGAAAGCUGAAAUCUUCUACCAAGCUGAAAUUGAUAAUUGCAAUUCCUUGUGGCUUUGUUGGAAUUAUCUUGGUCGUCUCUUACAUGCUUUUCUUUUUCUUGAAAGAGAAGAAAAGUAGGCCAGCUUCAGGCUCCCCAUGGGAGAGCACAUUUCAGCGAGUAGCCUACGAAGACCUGCUUCAAGCAACCAAUGGGUUCUCCCCUGCUAAUUUAAUUGGUGCGGGUAGUUUUGGAUCCGUGUAUAAGGGAAUCCUCAGAUCAGAUGGAGCAGCUGUUGCAGUGAAAGUAUUCAACCUGCUACGUGAAGGAGCAUCCAAGAGUUUCAUGGCGGAAUGUGCAGCCUUGAUAAACAUCAGGCACCGAAAUCUUGUAAAAGUUUUAACAGCGUGUUCUGGCAUUGAUUUUCAAGGUAAUGAUUUUAAAGCUCUAGUUUACGAGUUCAUGGUGAACGGGAGUCUAGAAGAGUGGUUGCAUCCAGCUCAAAUAUCUGACGAGGCACACAGGCGAAGAGAUUUGAGUCUCCUUCAGCGGUUGAACAUCGCAAUUGACGUGGCUAGUGCACUCGAUUAUUUGCACAACCAUUGCCAGAUUGCUAUUGUUCAUUGCGAUCUGAAGCCAAGCAAUGUCCUUCUUGAUGGUGACUUGACUGCUCAUGUUGGUGACUUUGGAUUAGCAAGGCUCCUCCCACAAGCUUCCCAUCAGCUCUGUUUGGAUCAGACAAGCUCCAUUGGUUUAAAAGGCACCAUUGGCUAUGCAGCCCCGGAGUAUGGCCUUGGAAGCGAGGUGUCGCCUUAUGGGGACGUGUACAGCUAUGGCAUCCUAUUAUUGGAGGUGUUUACCGGAAGGAGACCUACGGAUGGCUUGUUUAAAGACGGGCUGAACCUUCAUAACUUUGCUAAAACGGCUUUGCCAAUCUCUGUGGCCGAAGUGUUGGACCCAGUACUUGUAACAGAAGCUGAGGAAACGAGCGGCGAUGCCUCUCGUAGGAUGAGCCAUAUUGGAAAUCAUAUGGAGUGUCUUGCUGCUAUUGUCAAGGUUGGAGUUGCUUGUUCUGCAGAAUUCCCAAGAGAACGCAUGGAAAUUAGCAGUGUUGCAGUUGAACUGCGUCGAAUCAGGCACAUUCUUCUGGGACCUCAGACUCAUGGGAAGCGCUAAAUUAUUGCUGCACCAGAAGGUAAAUUUCCAUCAUUUGAUUAGUACCUGGUCA